Trichobilharzia szidati is the source of this 527-nucleotide messenger RNA. The record is from the annotation of a GenBank genome assembly. Lineage: Eukaryota; Metazoa; Platyhelminthes; Trematoda; Strigeidida; Schistosomatidae.
AUGGACACACGCGCGUGGCUUGAAAAGAUUAAAGCUGCCAAGGCCACUUUACUGAUUGAAGAUGGGAGGCGGAAGAUCCAUUUCUUGUUUCCCGAAGGAGAAGAAAUGGUUGAAGAAUAUGACACAUCCAACGAUAACCUACUGACUAGGAGAUGGAGAAAGAAAACUGUACUUGGUGGUGAUGGAUCUUGGGAGAUUGAAGUUGGGGAGCCGACGACGAGUAGAAAUCAAUUUUCGGAUUGUAUAAUGGAGUCUUCUCAAACUCCCUUGUUUAGUCGCAGCGAUGUUGCCAAUUCAUUUCAGUGGCGAGUACGUAAUUUGCCUUAUCCAUUGGACGUGUACAAAAUUAACAUUGAAGAUGAGGCAAUCGUUCUAAGGACGACUAAUAAGAAAUAUUACAAGAAGUUCACCAUACCGGAUAUGAUGCGAAUGGGCUUGCCACUGGACGAGAAGUCGAUUACACUAAGUCAUGCAAACAACACACUCAUUAUUUCGUAUAAAAAACCUGAUAAAGUACUGGAAAAUGA